ACAGCCCCGCUCCGUUCCGUUCUCGCCGCCGUCUCGUGGCAGCCCGGAGUUUGGCCCCGCUCCCGCAGUCCCGUCGUGGGGCGGCGGCGCGGUGCAUGCCGGGCCCGAGGCGGCCCGUCCCUUCGCCGCGCUUGGAGCUGGGAGCCGCGCCUGCCGCCAUGUUCCGCCCGGCCGCCGCCGCCCGGGCCCUGUAGCCGACGCCGCCCCGCGCCCGUCUCCCGCCAGCCCGCGGGCGGAGGAGGCGGACGAAGGCGCCCAGCAGCAGCCGCCGGAGCCCGGCAGCGCUCAGCGAUGUCCGCCAAGGAGGGGAGCAAGGUGCUGCUGCUGCCGCCACACGCCACCAGCGAGCGCGCCGUCAAGGCUGUCCCUUUUCCACCAACGCAUCGUUUGACAUCUGAAGAAGUGUUUGACACAGAUGGAAAACCCAGGGUUGACAUUUUGAAGAACCACUUGAUAAAGGAAGGUCGAGUGGAUGAAGAAAUUGCACUUAGAAUCAUCAAUGAGGGUGCUGCAAUAUUACGGAGGGAAAAAACUAUGAUAGAAGUUGAAGCUCCAAUUACAGUGUGUGGUGACAUCCAUGGCCAGUUCUUUGACCUGAUGAAGCUGUUUGAAGUGGGAGGAUCACCUGCCAACACAAGAUACCUCUUCCUCGGUGACUAUGUAGACAGAGGUUAUUUUAGUAUAGAGUGUGUGCUGUAUUUAUGGGUCCUGAAAAUUCUCUAUCCAAGCACGUUAUUUCUUUUGAGAGGCAACCAUGAAUGCAGACACCUAACAGAGUAUUUUACCUUUAAACAAGAAUGUAAAAUAAAAUACUCUGAAAGAGUCUAUGAUGCUUGUAUGGAAGCUUUUGAUUGCCUCCCUCUUGCUGCUCUCCUAAAUCAACAGUUUCUUUGUGUUCAUGGUGGACUUUCACCAGAAAUUAAUACACUAGAUGACAUUAGGAGAUUAGAUAGAUUCAAAGAACCUCCAGCAUUUGGACCAAUGUGUGACUUACUGUGGUCUGAUCCUUCAGAAGAUUUUGGAAAUGAAAGUUCACCAGAGCACUUCAGUCACAAUACAGUCAGAGGAUGCUCAUACUUUUAUAGCUAUCCAGCAGUUUGUGAAUUUUUGCAAAAUAAUAAUUUGUUGUCAAUCAUUAGAGCACAUGAAGCACAAGAUGCAGGUUAUAGAAUGUACAGGAAAAGUCAAACUACAGGGUUUCCAUCAUUAAUAACAAUUUUUUCAGCACCUAAUUACCUGGAUGUCUACAAUAAUAAAGCUGCUGUUUUAAAAUAUGAAAACAAUGUGAUGAAUAUUCGUCAAUUCAAUUGUUCUCCUCAUCCUUACUGGCUACCAAAUUUUAUGGAUGUUUUUACAUGGUCCUUGCCAUUUGUUGGAGAAAAAGUAACAGAAAUGUUGGUGAAUGUUUUGAGCAUUUGUUCUGAUGACGAACUGAUGACAGAGGGAGAAGAUCAAUUUGACGUAGGUACAGCUGCCGCACGGAAAGAAAUUAUCAGGAACAAAAUUCGAGCAAUUGGCAAGAUGGCGAGAGUCUUCUCUGUUCUCAGGGAGGAGAGUGAAAGUGUGCUGACACUCAAGGGUUUGACUCCCACUGGAAUGUUACCUAGUGGAGUGUUGGCUGGAGGACGACAGACCCUGCAAAGUGAUGCGCUGUAACUGGAAACUGUUCUCAAAGUCUGUGCGCAGAAGUUCAACUUAACAAAUGGUGGGGUCUGGAGCUGUCUCUAAUUCUUGCAUUGUUGAAGAGGAACAAAAGGUAUCCUCCCUCUCAGAAAACUGUAAGUUGUUGCACUUUGUUUUCCACUUCCAGGGUUUUAAGUGGGAGGAAGGUUCUGUGUGUCCUUAGUGUUAGUCUGUGCUCAGUGGGGAAGGGGAAAUGCUUGGCAAUAGCUCUGCCAGCCCACGGAUGCAAGCAGCAAAGCAAAGAGCUGCGGCUGCUGCAGUGCUGCUGCCUGCAGGGAGAAGGGCUGGGAGCUGGUGGGGGCUGGGGAGGUGUUCUGGCUGUUCUGAGAAAUGUGAGUGCAUUUCAGCAAAUCGGAAAAGCAGGCCUAAAAGUACAGAACGUGUUGGAGGAUGGUUUUUUGGCGUCUCCUGUUCAGGCCUUUUGCUGCCGAGGCUCUUGCUGCCACCUGGUGAGCUGAGCUGGGAAGACAGCCCAGGUCGCGUUGUCUGCUUACAUAUAGUUCCAUGGCAAACAUAAUGCUGAAUGCUUAAUAGAAGUGAAAUACUCGAGGGAUUUGUGCACGGUGCUUGUGUUUGAGGGGUAAGGAAAAUAGAGCUUUGUUGUUUGUGUGAGGGGCCUCUAUACGAUAUUCACUAGUUAAAGCAUUGCUUGGAAAUGUUAGGAAACUCACUGUUGGCUUCUGCUAAAUUUAUGGCUGGGGACAGAUUUUCUGUAAAGACAAAUGCACUACUCAAAGCUGGUUUUCUAUUUUCCUUAAUCCCAUGAAACCAUCGCCACAGUCAUUUGUAUUGAGUGUGUCGCUGUCACUUUCAGUUUGGAUUAACACACGUUCUGCAGCGUUAGCAUUUACUGACAGCAAAUUACUGAACAAUGAAAGAACAAUAUAACCCACUUUUUUUUACAAGGCGGUACUUCAAAAUUAGGUUUGAAAUAGUUUCUCCUUUCUCUGCUGCCUUAAGCACAAUGCUAACUACCCGCUGAUCAUAACUAAUGUAAGGACAUAAAUAGAGGAGGCACAGUCAUCUUCUGCCAAGGUGCUUAAACUGUGCAGUGUGACUUAAACUGAGCACUUACUGCUUUUUCAGUGUUAGUAGGGGAAGACAGAAAAGAGUUUUUACCAGAGAACCUGCCUGGGGCUUUAAAAAACGCUUUCCAUCAUUGCUUGGGGCUUUUUGUCGUGUGCAGUUGGCUCGGUAGUUCAGUUGAGUGAUUUCAGGAAAGCAAUUAUGCAGGAUUUUGUAAGAGGGGAGGUGGUUUUGUCUGGGUCAAAAGAAUAAACGACCCCAAGGCUCAGGGCUAGUAGACAAGAUAUAUCUUUUAUUAUACAAUAAAGAACAAUACGUGCUGCAAAUUAAGGCGAGUGUAAGUGCAAAAAGCUUACUGAAUCACCAAGAAGGCCUAUUUGAUUAUAUAUUAUUCUUCUACACACAAGAGUAGUCAGUAUCUGCAUAAAGCAUGGUACAUGUCCUUCAGUUUGUUUUAAAAAAGAAAACAAACAGCCAGGUAACUGUCUUCUAUUGACCCACAAUUGCCAGGAGCAAACGCCUGUAAUCACCGCUUGUAUCACUUGCUAUCAUUGUAGCCAAAGUCUUCUGGUACAUUUCUGUGAACUUCUGUUUAAUUUGCACCAGGUCAAUCUGUGCAAAGGAGAAAAAAGAAAAUGUAAGACUUAAAUACAAAGUAUGUUUUCAACUCCUAGGCAUAACUCUGCAUCUCUUUCCUCACAUCGAGUACAAGCCACAAGGUUGCAGUGUGCAACUGAUCAGUUCUGCACUUCAAACCAGCCAGCUGGUCCUUCUACAGCUGCUCCCAAAGCAGAGGCUGGCACUUGUUCCUUGCUUUGUUAGCAUUGUAGUAUCCUAACUUCAUACAGUUGAAGUUGAAAUGCUUUUCUGCUACAUGGGCACUCAACCACAGCAUGGAAGCGAGACAAGCAAUAUUGCCAUUUAGCUGGAGAUACUUAAAUUAUUAUAUGAAAUCUGUCUUCAAAACGAUUUACUUCAUUCACCUAAAAGCUUGAUUUCUACAGCUGUGAAAGAGGGACUGCAUAAAAAGGCAGUUAGGGAGGACAGACCUCAUAGGUAGUGGAAAGCUACAGAGGAGAAAGUUUCUCACCUCGCUGCGAGUGACUAUGAUUCUGAUGAGGGUAGAAUCAUCUGUGCCAGCUCCUUUCAUCGCAUGAUAAAGUCUUUCUGCAAAAAAGGCCGGGCGAUCGAAAGCGCAUUGCACUGCAAUAAGGUACAUUCUUAGGAUUAGUUCCAGGUCUGUGUACUGAUACAUUGCGGAAUCAGUUCAGGAUUUAUACUGCGGGCAGCUGCAAGUAGCUGUCAAUACAGAUUCUGUUAUUGUGGAUUACAGGAACUGCUUUACAAAGCUGGGAUUAUUUUGAAGCUGAACAAAUAGACAAGCUGUAGUUAUUACUAGUUGGUUGUAUUCAGUUCUUUUCCUUACACAGCUGGUACCAGCAUGUGAGCACUUUUACUGGUGUUCCACUGCUAAACUCUCAGUAACAAAAGUACAAAAGUAAAUAGUUCUCAUUCACAAAUAGCUGCAGAAUGUUACAUUUUUCACUGUUUCUGUUUCCUUUAUGUGAUCCUCAGGGGUCAUUUUUUUUCCUGUAGAACUUUGGUAGAUUAUAAUCUGGGAAGAUCUUGUUCAGUACAAUAGCUUUUAAUCAGCUGUGGCUGCGGAAAUGCCGUCAGUUUGGUAAGCAGUGGUAGAGCUGGUGUGCAGAGUACUGGGAUCACUACAGUAACUCAUACUGAUCCUAUCAGUAAGUCACAAUAAAUUUGAAAUGCUUUUCUGUAGGUCAGCAGGAUUAGUGAAAUCAGAACGAGUCUUCUCUUUUGGUGAGUUUUCCUUAGAAAUGCUGAGCUUUUUGGGGGUAGGUGGUGGCAGAGGAUUGGAAAGUGCCCUGUGCCUAAAAGCAGGUUUGUGCUGGGUCUGAGAUCAUGUGUGGGGUGGUUCAGCUGUCUCUGCCACAGCUCUGUUAGUGGCACUGGCUUCAUUUUGCAGGGCUCUGAAACACAGAACCACCAAUGCUAAGCAGCGUCCCUUGUUUCUGUGUAGUCACAUGACUUUCUAGACAAGUAGUUUCUACUGUAACCUUUGCUGGUUUCAAGCUGACUUUGCCAAGCUAGAUGUCUGUUUCCUCCAAGUGCAAAGUGAAUAAUUUGAAUAACUGAAGUAACUUUUGUAGUAUCAGAGUGUCAGAUUGUGUAUUCGUUUGCCAAAUGGCCAGUGCUGAAUUGGAUUCUUCUUCAAUUACAUUCAGAAAACUAACUCUCAAGGGAUAAGGGGAAGGAAGAAGGUUUCACUUACAAAUAGCCUUCAGGCCACGUUCCACGUUCCCAGAAAAUUCUCGAUCAAUGCUGCUUGCUAAAUCACGAUUAGCAAUCUAAAAUAAAAGGUUAACAUGUGGAUCACAAAACGCAGCAACAUUUGGAACCUUAAUUCAUUUGAAGUCAGUGAAGAAUUCCUACCCUGGAGUACGCCUCAGCUGUUGCUCUCAACUGGGGGAAACUUCUGCUUGCCAGAACCAUAUUAAAACAAGAUUCAUCCGUCCCAAGUUUCCCUUCACCUGCUUGGUAAAGACGCUGAGCAUCUUCCUGAGCUUUUUGAUAAUCCACAGUUUGAUUCUCAUCCCGAUUACCCUAAAAGCAAAGAUAGCAGAAGUCAAAUGAAGCUGCACAGAGAAGUUGUGCUUUCACUGCUUGCAGUACAGGCCCCAAGCAUGUAUCUCCAAAGCAUGAAGUAGGAAGAGUGAUAGCAGUUAGAAAUACGUAACAUUGCUUAAAAGCUACUCUUUGGAUUAAUAUUUCUUUGAAAAAAUACAGCUGUGGCCCAAAACUUUGUCAGUAGGGCAUGGGUUAAACUGUAGAUACAUGCUGUGUAUAUAUAUGUGUGCAUGUAUAUAUGUAUUUUUCCGCAUAUAGCUUCACCUGUAGAUCUCACAGUUGUAGUCUUUUCCAGGAACUGCACUCAAUUCUCUAUCUUGCUUAAUAAUGAAAGCUUUCUCUUGAUUUGUUUCUAGGCUUCAAGUUGCAAAGAACCUUCCUAAACGAACUAAUGAAUUAUCUUUCUGAAUAUGCACACCUGAAAUAUCUCAGGUCUUCUAUUAUAUUUAGAAUUGCUAAUUUCAACUACGAAUGCCUCCAGAAAACACUUGUAGUUGUAAUAUGUCAAGUAGGGCUUAUGUGACAUCUUAUGUGCUUUGGGGUUUGUAUUCUUGUUGCAUGGAUGGAUGCUGCUAAAUGUAUUGGCUGAGAAGGCUAAAUACACACUCAUAAAUACUAUUGUGCGUCUGUAGUGGUGAAUAUAAUAUUUACGUGAUGUGGUUGUCAGUUGUUGUACUGGAUUUAUCGAAAUAAAAAUCAGCAUGAGCUUCAA
Messenger RNA from Coturnix japonica (Japanese quail), 6073 nucleotides. The record is from RefSeq and is a predicted model, not a curated record. NCBI's taxonomy places the organism in Eukaryota, Metazoa, Chordata, Aves, Galliformes, Phasianidae.